Molecule: messenger RNA, 2188 nt
Organism: Ostrinia furnacalis (Asian corn borer)
Lineage: Eukaryota; Metazoa; Arthropoda; Insecta; Lepidoptera; Crambidae
Gene: Pdk
Product: pyruvate dehydrogenase kinase
Exons: 9
Coding region: 201-1460 (419 amino acids)
Biological process (GO): regulation of glucose metabolic process; protein phosphorylation
Cellular component (GO): mitochondrion
Molecular function (GO): pyruvate dehydrogenase (acetyl-transferring) kinase activity
Source: RefSeq, a predicted model, not a curated record
AUUAAAAAACAAAUCAGUCAGUUGCUAUUUCUGCAAGUGGAAGGAGGUUUUUGCCGGCGCGUCGCAAAAAUCUAGUUUAUUUUGUGGUUUUAUCAAGCAGAGAUGUGUUUCGUAAUCGAACUGUGAAUUUGUGUUGAUUACACAUACAAAAUUUAAUUUUAUAUAAGUAGUUUCCGCGAUUUUCUGCAAUUUAUUCCAAAAUGAGGUUGGCAGGGGCCAUUUUCAGCAAUGUGACCAAAAUGCUGGACUUUUAUUCCCAAUUUAAUCCUUCGCCGCUCUCUAUAAAGCAGUUUAUAGAUUUUGGUCUAAAUGCUUGCGAAAGGAAAUCUUUCGUGUUUUUGCGGAAGGAGUUGCCAGUGAGACUGGCGAACAUAAUGAAAGAGAUAGCGCUACUCCCAGAGAAUCUACUGCGGAUGCCGUCCGUAGGCAUGGUGAACCAGUGGUACGAGCGGUCUUUCGAAGAGAUCAUCCAGUUUGAGAAGAUGGAACCUGAUCCGCCGGUGUUGAGUCAGUUCUGCGAACGUCUGGUUCACAUCAGGAACCGUCACGCGGACGUAGUCCAAACCAUGGCGCAAGGAGUGCUAGAGCUGAAGGAGUCUCACGAGGUGGAUCCUGGCACGGAGAACUCCAUCCAGUACUUCCUCGACCGGUUCUAUAUGAGCCGGAUAUCCAUUCGGAUGCUGAUCAACCAGCACACGCUCCUCUUCGGCGAGCAAAUCGGCGCAAAACAAGCGUCAGUCAACGGCAUAGGCAAUGGCGGCCGGCAUAUUGGCUCCAUCGACCCGGCGUGUGACGUAGUGGCAGUCGUUAAAGAUGCCUACGAGAACGCCAGGUUCCUCUGCGAUAGGUAUUACCUGGCGUCGCCUGAGCUGGAGAUCCUUCAGGGGGGAGUGCCCAGUGAGCGGCCAAUGCCAGUAGUCUACGUGCCGUCCCAUCUCUACCACAUGCUGUUCGAACUGUUCAAGAACGCCAUGAGAGCUGUCAUGGAACACCAUGAGAGCGCGCCCCCGCCUAUACAGGUCAACCUGGUCAAUGGGAAGGAGGAUGUGUCUGUCAAGCUGUCCGACCGCGGCGGCGGCAUUCCUCGCAGCGUGACGGACUACCUAUUCAAGUACAUGUACAGCACCGCGCCUCAGCCGUCCAAGUCCGACUCGCAUACCGUACCGCUGGCCGGUUACGGUUACGGCCUGCCCAUUUCGCGGCUGUACGCGCGUUAUUUCCACGGCGACCUGGUGCUGAUGUCGUGCGAGGGAUACGGGACCGACGCCGUCAUAUAUCUGAAGGCCCUAUCGAACGAAGCGAACGAGCUCCUGCCGAUCUUCAACCGGACAUCUACGAAGUUCUACCGGCCGGUUGUCCAGUUGGCCGACUGGUCCGGCUCCCUAAAUACGGCCGGCGCUCCCCCCAAAAGCCGGGAGAAGGUGUCCCCACUCUCCUCGCCUGUGUCGAACAGCCUAUAGUCCGAGUGAGGCCAGAAGUGAAGUGAAGUGACGCCAAGUCACUAGAAGUGAAGUGAAGUGACGCCGAGUCACUAGAAGUGAAGUGAAGCCAGUGUGUGAUUUGAGACUUUAGUGCGACAAAAGUGAGAAAGAGAAAAGAAGCUCUGGUAAUUUAGACUAUAUAUCGUUUCAUCCACUCGGACGCGCCCCAGCAAUGUUUGGUCUCGGUCGCGCGGGGUGCGGGGAGUGUGGUCCGAGCAAUCCGUAAGGCAUUACUGUAGUGUGCGUAUGCACUCAUGGAGCAUUUAGCGUGUACCGAUAACACUCAAACAUUAGCGGAAGAAUGGUGGGGCGCGUCUUCGUGGAUGAAACGAUCUAUAGUGUAAAAAUUGUGUGACAUCUUAGUGAGAAAGAGAUGAAUAUACAAAUAUUUGAAAAGUGAACACUGCAUUGGCUCUUUCACACAAUAUUUAGUGUGAGAAUGAUGGCAUACCAGAUAAUAGAAAUUUUAAGUUUCUUUAUUAAUGAUACCAGUGGUAAAUAUUAAGGUAACUCAAUGAUUGUUAGUUUAAAAGAAGUGGGUUUCUUCCUCUCUUUCUCACAUCAUAAAGUGUGAAUGAGAGAAGUGAAGUAGUAGACAUAAAAACUAGAUAGAGGUGAAGCUAUACAUAUGUAUGUACACCUUUCAUCUCUUACAGAUCGAAUGUUGUAUACAAUAGUUUUCUCCUUCACACGUAUACUAGUUCGUA